GGCGGCUUGAAGUUGUUUGCAAACAAAUUGCAGCUGAUCAUCGCAAAUAUUUUGAGGAUUUGAUUUGUCUCCGGUCAGAAAUAUCACUAAUUAACAACCACGAGCUAUUUAUGAAUAUACACAUAUUAUGAGUAAGUCAGCUACGUUUCCAGGAUUGGGUGGUCGGAGGAGCGGGCGAGCCAGAGACCAGACUUCUUUGGACGAUGUUCUUGGCGAUUUACUCGGAAGUGAUGAUGAUACUCCAACCACAAAGAAGAAGUUUGGAUUUCAAAGCAGUCCAAAGCCUCGAAGAGUUGAUGAUGAUCCUGACUUCUAUAGUAACUUAGCAGCUGAACUUGGUGAAAGUGAGCUGUCUGAAGUCUCAGAUGCAGAUAUGACUGAUGUGAACAAAGUAUUACAUGAUAUGGGUGACAUGGAUGAUGAUCUACUUGGUUCUUUGAAGAGAAAAUCUAAACCUUCCAAGGCAGAGCCUGAAAAGCAACCACCACCAACACGAAGAGGGAAAGAUGCGGUAAUUAGUAAGCCAGAUACAAAAGACAUUGAUGAUGAACUUUCUAAGUUGUUGAACCAGUCAUUAAAAGACAAUUCCCAACCGAAAUCAUCUCAGAGCAAACCUAGGUAUGAUCUUAGCAAGCAAAGAAAGUCCAUUGAUUACACAUCCCUGCCAGUAGAUGAAGAAGAUCCUCUCAAGGGGUUGAUUAGUGACGAUGAAGAUGAUGAGAAGAGUGAGACUAAAAAAGCUGCUGAGUCCACGCCUUCAGAUACUACAUAUGAAUUGCCAGUUCAAACAGAGAAACCUAAAGUUACUAAAGUUCCAAAGAAAAGAAAAGAUGAUAUUGACCUUGGGGAUGACAUAAAUGUACUGGAUGCGCUAGGUUUUGAUGACAGUCCACGUCCAGGGAAAAAAGUGGGCAAAGACGACGAUGAAAUAUUGAAAGCUAAGUCUAAAGUAAAUGAGUUAUUUGGAAGUAGACCAAGCAGUGCCAGUAAAUCAUUAGAAAGACCACCAACGGGAGAACGCAGGCAAUUUGUACUUGAUAAGAAAUAUACUAAGCCCAAACCCGAUGCCAAAGAACAAAAACCAGAGGACUACACAUUUGGUGGUUACAUGCCAUCAUCUGUGACAACUCCUCCAACAUCAAGAGCAGCUACGCCGGGAUCAAGAGGUGGAACAGCUGGUUCCAGAAGAUCUGUCAGAUUUGCAGAUAGCGAUAGUGAUGAAGGUGGAUCAAAAAAUAGACUAUCAGCAUCAUUGCCAAUAGAUUCUCACAGGCAGUCUGAUAGGUUGGGAAUUUCUGGGUCCCCACCCAAAUCAGACAGCACUUCUGAUUGGCUGGGAUUGAGUACAGGAAAUAAAGACCCUGAGCCAAUCAAACCCAAGGUCAAUAACACACCAAUGAUUACCUCAACACCUAAGAGCAGUGGCAAGACAUCCAGUGCUGAUUAUUUAGGCCUUGGAGAUGACAUUGAUGUAGACUCUCUUGCACAACCACAGUUAACUCCACCAAAACGUGCCACCACUCCUGAUGAGAGUGGACUUGACUUAUUUUCAACUCCUGACAAAAGAGACACAACAUCCCCAUUUCCAUGGGACUCGUCUCAACACAGAAUUAGAACUCCAGAUUACAUGGAAACUACAGACGAAGCCACCACUGUGAAAAGUCCUCGCACUGCGGCCAUGGCAGAGCAGUUGGCACAAAUCAAUCAGUUUGAGGAUGAUCCUCCCAAAAGACGCCCACCUGUAGAUGGAGGUAAAAAAGAACCAAAGUGGAGACAAGAGCUGAAACAAAAACAACAGCAACAGCAACCAAGGCAACAGCAGAGAUCACCACCCAGGGACAUCCCACCUAGCUCUCCACAGCUCCCAUCCAGUUCAUUCACUGCUCCAACUAUUACAGAUUUCUCAAGAAAACAGGAGGAAAUAAGACAACAACAAGAAAAGUUAAAAAUAAUGCAACAACAGCAACAAGUUGAAAAGGAACUAUUUAUACAAGAACAACAGAGAAGACAGGAAGAAGAACAUCGGCGACUACAAGAACAACUCAUCAAUACCAAGAUGCAGUCCUCCAUUCCUCAAAUGACAAUGUUAGAUAGUUCUGAUAUGUCUCUGAGUAUCGCAAUGCAAAACCAGAUUCGUAAAUUAGAACUUGAAAAGAAAUAUUUGGAAGAGACUUUGGAAAGUUGUCAGAAACGUUUCUAUGAAGAUCUACAGACAAUGGAAAUGACACACAGAAAUCGUCUUAAGAUAGUAGAAGAGGCUUCUGAGAGGAGAGAACAGAGACUAAAACAAGAAAAUGAUGAAAUAGCUAUGCAGAGUCUGGCCAAGUUGAAGAUUUUGGAACAGCAAAAAACUGACUUGAUAAGCUCGCAUCACAAUAAAAUUAUGGAAUAUGAAGACCAGAAACUGACAGAGAUUGGUAAACUGAAGGCUUUACACAGGUCUACUUUAGAGGAGCUAGUAAAAGAUCAUCAACUAGAAAUUAACAGAAUAAAGAGAACGCAUGAAUCUGAGAUUGACACCGUAAGGGGAACUCAUACACAUACAAGAGCCUUGCAGACUGUUAUAGACCAGGUGUCGGCCAAUGCUAAGGAUUUAGGUAGUCUGCAGCAUAAAGUAGAAAGUCAGCAUUAUUCUAAUCUGGAUGAAAGAGAAAUAGAAGCUAGACAGAAAGAUGAACAGUUGAAAAUACUGCAGCAGAGGUUGUCAAGGCAACAAGAAGAUAAUGACAGAGAAAGAGCUAAAUUGCAAGAAUUGAUAAGCCGAAUGGAGAGUCAUAUGAGUGAACAAGCUAAACAAUUAGAACAGGAAAGAUGGAGAGUGAAGCAAGAGGAAUCAAAACUAAACAGUUUACAAAUCUCAUUGGAUGAGGAAAGGAAAAUGUUAACUGAAAGGAUGACUUCUGAGAGAAUAGAGAUUCAGAAAGCCAAGGACAAUCUACUUACUGAACAGAAGACUAUAAUGGGGCAGCUAUAUGAAGAAAGAAAGGCACUGGCUGCAGAGAGGGCACAGGUCUCUGCUAGUCAGAAGAUACUGAUGGAGGCCAAACAAAGAGAAGGCACCAAGACAAUGCAGGUAGAAGCUGAGCGUGAAGGUCUGAUGAGUUCAUUGGCUGAACAAAAAGCUGAGCUGGUUGGCAAGAACAUGACUCUGAAACAACAAGAAGAGACGUUAGCUAAAGAGCGGAGAGCAUUACAGGCAUACAAAGAAGAGUUGGAGGUUGAGAAGAUAAAGUUGCAUGAUGUCGCGGAAACUUUGCGAAAACGAUCAUUGGAAAUUGCAGAGAGUGUUAAUGAGGCAGCCAUAGUUAAAGAGGAAGGUGAGAAAGCGUUUGAAACAUCACAUAAAAUACAGAGUGAGCACGACCAGAGGAUUGCUUCAAUUCAAUCACAGAUAAAGCUGCUUAGAUCAACGGAAAAACAGAUUGCACAGGAUCGCCUACAUUUGGCAAAGGAACAGAAGGCAUUGGAAGAGAUCCGUGGUAGUAUAAUGUGUACAAAAUGUGGUGGCCCAGUCAGUGUUUAUACAGGUACACCAUCAUCAGUGAGUCCAGCACCUGUGGCAAUUCAGACCACGGCGCCGACAAUGCAGGCUAUGCAGACGACAAUAAACAAAGACGAUGUCUUACAAGAGUUAGUAGUACAAGCUGAAAUGGAUCGUACUUUAAGAAUGUGGAGAAUAUCAGCAGAGAAGGACAAAGCCUUUUUGGAGGAAGAGACAUAUUUCUUGGAAUCCUUGAAAAGUCCAGCUUUGACAAACUCCCUCCCUGGAUCAUUUGUACAGAGGGUGUAGCAGUAUUAUAAUAAUAAUUUUCUAAUCUCUGAUUUCAAUUUGUAAAAAAAGAAAUCUAACAUAUUUUUGUACUUUAGCUGGACAUUUCUAAUUUAUUAUUGUAAUAUUUUUUGUAAUUAAAAAUAAACAUAGA
Molecule: messenger RNA, 3923 nt
Organism: Saccoglossus kowalevskii
Lineage: Eukaryota; Metazoa; Hemichordata; Enteropneusta; Harrimaniidae
Product: fas-binding factor 1 homolog
Biological process (GO): establishment of epithelial cell polarity; cilium assembly
Cellular component (GO): ciliary transition fiber; ciliary basal body; centriole
Source: RefSeq, a predicted model, not a curated record